AUGUCCAUCGCCGAGCUGCCCCUUGUUGUUACAGCCAUUGAGCUGGAGGAGCGAUGGAAGAAGGAAAUGGCACAGGAACAGGAACAGCUGGCUAACAAGUCUGUCCAACCAGGCGAUGCGGCCAAGGGCGCCAACCUCUUCAAGACCCGCUGCGCUUCAUGCCACACCCUCGAGCAGGGCGGUGCCAACAAGGUCGGCCCCAACUUGCACGGUCUCUUCGGCCGCAAGACCGGUCAGGUUGAGGGUUUCUCCUACACCGAUGCCAACAAGCAAAAGGGCAUCACCUGGGAUCACAACACACUCUUCACCUACCUCGAGAACCCUAAGAAGUACAUUCCCGGCACCAAGAUGGCCUUUGGCGGUCUUAAGAAGGCCAAGGAUCGCAACGACUUGAUCACCUACAUGGAGCAGGAGACCAAAUAA
Molecule: messenger RNA, 423 nt
Organism: Uncinocarpus reesii 1704
Lineage: Eukaryota; Fungi; Ascomycota; Eurotiomycetes; Onygenales; Onygenaceae
Product: cytochrome c
Exons: 3
Coding region: 1-423 (140 amino acids)
Biological process (GO): mitochondrial electron transport, ubiquinol to cytochrome c; mitochondrial electron transport, cytochrome c to oxygen
Cellular component (GO): mitochondrial intermembrane space
Molecular function (GO): heme binding; electron transfer activity
Source: RefSeq, a predicted model, not a curated record